Megalops cyprinoides (Indo-Pacific tarpon) is the source of this 4415-nucleotide messenger RNA. RefSeq names its product ubiquitin specific peptidase 31 (gene usp31). The record is from RefSeq and is a predicted model, not a curated record. Gene Ontology annotation, molecular function: cysteine-type deubiquitinase activity. Gene Ontology annotation, biological process: protein deubiquitination. Bases 412 to 4284 code for a protein of 1290 amino acids. Lineage: Eukaryota; Metazoa; Chordata; Actinopteri; Elopiformes; Megalopidae. The transcript has 16 exons.
UUAACUGUCCGUUUGUGGAAUGACUGCUUGGUUUGUAAAACCAAGAUAGCAGUUGGUUCUAUAGUUAUCCCGAAGACUGGAAAUUUUUGAUGAGCAGUGAAAGGACAGUUAGCUAGGUGGCUAAUACAGUGUCCUGGCUGGCAUUUUCAUGGAAGCACGCUGGCCACUAUCUAGCUACCGGCAAGCAAAAAGGAAACAUUCGCGCAGGCUUGACAGGCAUGUUAGGACAGAAAUGGCCCACAAAAUAGAAUUUGUAUUUGGCAGAAUAACACGAGGACGUCAAUGGAUAAAGUAUAAUUUCUGCUGUACCACUGAAGAUUUUGUCAACUAGCUUGCUCAUCCACGCGUGCGUGCCAAAGUCUAGUUCGCUAAUUUGUUAUUUGGUAAUAGUCGGAGUGCGUAAGGAUAGAGAUGAUGUCUAAAUCAGCGACUAAAGAGAAGAAAUCCUUCAGCAAGAGGCUCUUCCGAAGGGGCUCUGUGCGCUCCGUGGGGAGUUUCAUGAGCAGAGUCCUCAGGACUCUGUCGACCUUAUCUCAUUUCGGAACCGAGGGACACGCCGUCGAUCAUGAAAAAGAUGACGGGGGCUUCACGUCUUUUAAGACGGGGGGCAAAUCCGUUCCCUCGGACGACAGCGACUGCGGAGGGUUUCUAAUUGGAGAUAGGGUCCCCGGAGUGUCCGGUCUGAAGAACCACGGCAACACUUGUUUCAUGAACGCAGUUCUGCAGUGUCUGAGCAACACGGAACUCUUCGCUGAGUACUUGGCGUUAGAGCAGUACCGAGGGGAUGACGCAGAAGAGGAGAAGUCGAGGGCGAGCAGCGUGUUUUCGCACAGGAAGGGUCUGCAGGAGAGAGGGGAGGUCACAGAGCAACUGUCCGGUCUUGUUCGCGCUUUGUGGACCUUUGAAUACACCCCGCAGCACAGCCGAGAAUUCAAGAAUGCAGUGUCCAGGAACGCCUUACAGUACAGAGGCAAUGCCCAACACGAUGCCCAGGAGUUCCUCCUCUGGCUCCUGGACCGCGUGCAUGAAGACCUCAACAACAUCGUCCACCCCAGUAGUAGACCCUCCAUAAAGCCCCCGUUAGAAGAUGAUGGAGCCUUAGAAGGACCCUCGUUCCCUCUCUCAGCCGGCUCCGUUGUGCAGGAGCUCUUUCAGGCACAGUACAGGUCCUCACUCACCUGCCCUCAUUGCCAGAAACAGAGCAACACCUUCGACCCUUUCCUCUGCAUUUCCCUGCCCAUCCCCUUACCCCACACGCGGCCCCUGUACAUCACUGUGGUUUACCAGGGAAAGUGUUCUCACUGCAUGAGGAUCGGUGUGGCCGUGCCCCUGUCCAGCACCGUGUCCCGACUGAGAGAGGCCGUGUCGCUGGAGACCAAGAUCCCCUCCGAACAGAUCGUUCUCACAGAAAUGUACUACGAUGGAUUCCAUCGCUCCUUCUGUAACGAUGACGACGAUCUCGGUAUCAUUCAAGAAAGCGAUUCCAUCUUUGCAUUUGAAACCCCGGAGACAUUUAAAAUGGAAAACAUUCGAGCUCAAAGAGGAAGCCUACUUGCAAACCUAAAUCAGAACAACCUUAAAUAUGGAACAGAGCUCAGCCGGACUCCCUCCUUCAUGCAAGGAGCCAUGUUACCUCCGCUGACCAAUAAGAACACAGGAUCGGACAAGAUCAUCCUCCUGAUCUGCAACAGGACCUGCUACGGACACCAGGGACGGAGGUUUGGCCAUCCGUUCGUGCUGCACUUGGAGCGCACCGUGACCUGGGACGUCCUUCAGAAAGAGAUUCUGGAGAAGAUGCGACACCUGCUGAGGCCUGGGGUUUUCAUCCAGGUGGGUCCCUUCAGUCUGCGUGUGGUCGGAGUAGUUGGAAUCACAUACCUCUUACCUCAAGAGGAGCAGCCUCUGUGUCACCCCACUGUGGAAAGGGCGUACAGGUCGUGCGGACAGGGGGGGCCUCCGCAUGUCAAGAUUGUGGUGGAGUGGGAUAAGGAGACCAAGGAUUAUCUGUUUGGACACACCGAGGAGGAGUACAUCCCUGAUGCGGAAAGUGUGCGUCUGCACAGAGACCACCACCACCAUCCCCAGGCCUGCACGCUGGCCCAGUGCUUCCAGCUCUACACCAAAGAGGAGCAGCUGGCCCUGGACGAUGCCUGGCGCUGUCCCCACUGCAAGCAGCUGCAGCAGGGCAGAAUCAAGCUCAGCCUCUGGACCCUACCAGACAUCCUCAUUCUGCACCUCAAGAGGUUCAGACAGGAGGUAGACAGGAGGGUGAAGAUGCAGAACAUGGUGAAGUUCCCCCUGAUGGGGCUGGACAUGGCGCCCCACAUGGUGAAGAGGAGCCAGAGCAGCUGGAGCCUUCCCUCGCACUGGUCGCCGUGGAGACGGCCCUACGGCCUGGGACGCGACCCCCAGGACUAUCUGUACGACCUGUACGCCGUGUGCAACCACCACGGCACCAUGCACGGCGGCCACUACACAGCUUACUGUAAGAAUUCCAUUGAUGGGCAGUGGUACUGCUUUGACGACAGUGACGUCCAGCCCGUAGCUGAGGAAGACGUUUGCAAGCAGACGGCAUACAUUCUGUUCUAUCAAAGGAGGACCACCAUUCCCUCCUGGUCAGCUAACAGUUCCAUAGCAGGGUCCACCAGUUCCUCCCUGUGUGAGCACUGGGUGAACAGGCUCCCGGGCAGCAGGCAGCCCAGUGUGGCCUCGGGCGCCUCCUCCCGCCGCACCUCCCUGGCCUCCCUGGCUGAGUCGGUGGAGUUCACAGGAGACCUGAGCGGAGAUGAUGGAGGAUUCUCAACUCGGCCCUUUGUGAGGAGUGUUCAGCGUCAGAGUUUGUCUUCCAGAUCAUCCAUAGCCAGCCCCCUGGCCUUGUGUGAGAAUGGAAUCAAGCCCUCGUGGUCCCUCUCAGCUAAGCUGCAAAUGAGGUCCAACUCCCCCUCGCGCUUCUCUCUAGAUUCCUUUUCCUCCUGCACCCUGGAGAGGAUAGGAGAGGCCUGUGAUGACAAGGUGUCCACGUCGUGCUUCGGGCGGCAGUCCAGCGGCAAAGCUCCCCUGGCCAUGAUGGAGAGCAUCACCAGCGACGAGGGCAGCAGCAGGAAGUCCCUGGAUGAGCCUUACUGCAAGGCCCCGCCUCCGGCCGAAAAGAAGAGCUCCAAAACCGAGCUUGUCAGCAACAACAACCCGGCCACGCCCGCUGACUCAGGCAGCUUCGGGCAAGGUGUCUCCUCUAAGGAGCCCAAACAGCGGGGCAGCUCGGGAGGGCCCACGCAGAAGGCGGAGAGCACAGCGGCCAAGAGGAGCUCCAUCAAGUCCCUGCUGGAGUCAGAGAAGAGCUCCAAGAAGCGCCAAACUGCGUCCUCAACCCCGAACUCUCCGGCCUCCCAGGCGUCCUCCAGCCCUCAUGUCCGGAGCUCCGCCAAGGUGUCCAACACCAGGGUCAAGAGUGACUCCGCCAAGACCGGCAAGGUGUCCUCAUCUGGAACACCGUCCAAAAAGGAGCCCUCCCAGGGCCAGGAGGGGGCGCCGUCAGGAGCAACCCCGAGGAAGCAGCGUAUUUCCACCACACCACAGUCCUCCGCCUCUCCCUCGCCCACCUCCCGGAAGACGUCCUCGGGGGCGGAGAGGAGCUCGGCGAGCGGUCGGAGGAAGCUGGCGGAGAGGAGCGCCAGCCGGGAUUCGGUGCGGGCCAGCCCCUUAAUCGACCGGCCGCGUGCCGGGGGCACGCCUCGCUCCUCUCUGGCCCGGGCCACCGAGGGCGGGCGCCCCGAGAGGAGAGUGGUGCGGAGCUCCAGCUCCAGCUCCUCUGUCACCAGCCUCCGCUCCCCCAGCGUCUCCUCGCGGGAUCUCCGCAGGAGCAGCAGGUCUGAAGACAAGGGGCUGUCCUUCCUCAAGUCGGCGCUCCGGCAGAAGGAGACCCGCCGGUCGGCGGACUUCGGCAAGACCUCCAUGCUGGCCAAGAAGGCCUCGGAGGGCACGGCCAAGUUGUGCUCCCAGACUAAAAACUGCAUGACGAGACCCGGCGAGGGCUCAGGUAAGACAUCGAGGCAGGUAUCCCCAGAGCCGCAGUCGGGAAAGACCGCCGCUAAAGAGGAGUCUGCUAAAACCUCCACCCCUGUUAAACGCUCUCUGUUACUUCCGAGCAAAUCUAGGUCUUCCACUUCAGGGCUUGGUCUUCACUCUCCUGAAAACGGGAAAAAAUCACUUGACAAGACGGCAGCCAAUAGAAAGCUUUCUUCCAGCAUGCAAUCAUCUGCACAGCCAACACCGGAGCCUCAGUGAUGUUGGUGUAGUGGUUUCAUUUCUCCUGUAAUGCAGCUAAUUUUUUACGUGCCUAAUAUAUACAUAUAUGAUAUAUAUAUUUUUUUCUUUUCUUAAAGAAAAUGUAAAUUAUGAAAGCGCCUUUCUUUCUA